GCCGGGCGGCGGAGCCUGCGCCAUGCCGGGGAUGGUGCUCUUCGGCCGGCGCUGGGCCAUCGCCAGCGACGACCUGGUCUUCCCGGGGUUGUUCGAGCUGUGCCUGCGGGUGCUCUGGUGGAUUGGCAUUCUGACUUUGUACCUCAGGCACAGAGGGAAGCUGGACUGUGCUGGCGGGGUCCUGCUCAGCAGUUACAUGAUCGUUCUCAUUGUUCUCCUGGCAGUUAUUAUAUGUACCUUGUCGGCCAUCGUGUACGUCAGCAUGAAAGGAACCAUUUGUAACCCCGGACCGCGGAAAUCCAUGGCCAAGCUGCUGUACAUCCGCCUCGCGCUCUUUCUGCCCGAGAUGGUCUGGGCGUGUCUGGGGGCCGCCUGGAUAGCAGACAGCUUUCAGUGUGACAAGAUAGUUGUGAGUGGCAUCAUUGCAACUGUCGUCAUCAGCUGGAUUAUCCUCGGCUCCACGGUGGUCACCAUUAUCAUCGUCUUUGACCCGCUGGGGGGGAAAGCAGCUCGGUACUCCUCUGCUGGCCCCAGCCUCCUGGAUAAUCCGGAGUCGAGCCAGUUCUUCAGUGGCCUCAGGACAGCAGCUACCAGCGUGUGGGAGACCAGGAUCAAGCUCCUGUGCUGCUGCGUGGAGCAGGAUGACCGCGCCCGGGUUGCGUUCUCCAGCACAGCGGAGCUCUUCUCCACCUACUUCUCAGACACAGACCUGGUGCCCAGUGACCUUGCGGCAGGCCUCACCCUUCUCCACCAGCAGCAGGACAGUAUCAAGAACCAGGAGCCUGAGGAAGUGGUCAGCCAUUCCCCCGGGUCCUCCCAGGAGGACGAUUUGGAUGCGGAAUUAGAAAACUGCCGUCAUUACAUGCAUUUUGCAGCAGCGGCCUAUGGGUGGCCCCUCUACAUUUACAGAAACCCGUUCACAGGGCUGUGCAGAAUCGGAGGUGACUGUUGCAGAAGCAGGACAACAGAAUAUGACUUGGUUGGAGGUGAUCAGCUCAACUGUCACUUUGGCUCCAUCCUGCAGACGACAGGGCUCCAGUACAGGGAUUUCAUUCACAUAAGCUUUCACGACAAGGUCUAUGAGCUUCCCUUCAUAGUGGCUCUGGACCACAAGAAAGAGUGUGUUGUGGUAGCCGUGAGAGGAACCAUGUCUCUGCAGGACAUCCUCACGGACCUGUCAGCAGAAAGUGAGACCCUGGACAUAGGGUGUGAGCUGCAAGACUGUUCGGCACAUAAGGGGAUUUCUCAAGCUGCCAGAUACUUGUACCGAAGACUCAUCAGCGAUGGGAUUCUGAGCCAAGCCUUCAGCAUUGCUCCUGAAUACCGGCUGGUCAUUGUGGGCCACAGCCUGGGAGCGGGCGCCGCAGCCCUGCUGGCCAUCAUGCUCAGGAACACAUACCCGCUUGUGAGAUGCUACGCCUUCUCCCCACCCAGGGGGCUGCUGAGCAAAUCCCUUUAUGAAUACUCUAAGAAGUUCACUGUGUCCCUUGUCCUGGGCAAGGAUGUGAUUCCCAGGUUAAGUGUGACCAACAUGGAAGAUUUGAAGAAGAGAAUCUUGCGAGUGAUUGCUCACUGUAAUAAGCCCAAGUACAAGAUUUUGCUGCGUGGGUGCUGGUAUGGGCUGUUUGGAGGGAACCCAGAUGACCUUCCGACAGAGCUGGACGGGGGCAACCACCAAGACCUGGCACAGCCUCUUCUCGGAGAGCAGAGUCUGCUGACACACAGGUCCCCAGAAUAUAGCUUCUCCAGUGACUCCCCACUGGAAUCUCCCACCAAGUACCCCCCUCUCUACCCUCCCGGCAGGAUCAUCCACCUAGAGGAAGAAGGCCCUUCACGGAGGUGUUCCUGUUACACUGCUCAAUAUACUGCAAAGUGGUCACAUGAAUCAAAAUUCAGCAAAAUACUCAUUGGCCCAAAGAUGCUAACAGACCACAUGCCGGACAUCCUAAUGAAAGCCUUAGACAGGGUGGUGUCUGACAGGGCUGUCUGCGUUUCCUGUCCCGCUCCAGGGGGCUCUAAUGUGGACAUGGUGUAACCGGAGCUACUGGCAGCUUCCAGGACUGCAGACUCGGGCCAUUGCUCUUCAAGUGACUUGACAUCUGAGCGAAUCCCACGAUGCCCGCGCACUGCUAGGAACCUGACAGGCACUGAACUUGAGAGUCGUAUAAAUGACUCUAAGAAAUCCUUCUGAUCAUAGCGUUGGCGUGCCAGGAGUCUGGAGAGCACCGGGAGGAUGGGACUCCUGAGACCCAACGGGCGAGAAGCUUCACAGGAGCCCAUCCCCCAGGCCUGGGGGAGGGUGGGACUCCAGCCGCCAGGGGUGGGUCUGUGCACUCCCACCCCUCAGGCCGCUUCUCACUGGCAGGGUCUUGGCUUGUCCCGUUCAGGAGUGUGAACUGGGCACACAAGAGUGCGUUUCCUCAGCAACCCGGAUCUUCCCGGCUACACUCAGUCCUCAGCUGUGAGGGUGCAGACUGGGGCUGCCCCGGCGGCACUAAGGAUCAGCCCUGAGCUGUGAGUGGGAAUCAGCACAAAACCAGGUCAGGAACGUGAGUGGAGGCAGCUCCCGCCCCUGGGGCCACAGCCCUUCCUUGUUUACAGUCCACUGGUCUCAACACCACCGUUGAUGGGAACAGUCCUUUUGGCUCUUGGAGUGGCCAGUAGGUUCAGAGGGCAUUAACAAUAAAGCACUUACACGUGUCACUAGUGUGUGUGCAGCGUUGUGCUCUCCUACUGGUCACGUCCACAGGUCUGUUUUCCUGAGUGGUUCUACAGUAGUCAUCCUUGAAGUGUUUCUGUCACUGUAACAACAGAAUGAAGUCUUCAGUCUUGUUGGCCCUCUGGCUACAGACUGAAGGUUACACGGGCAUCUGAUGUCACCCCACCCCACAAAGCUCAUAAAAUCAAUAAAGAGAUUUCUUUCAAAA
This is a messenger RNA of Molossus molossus (Pallas's mastiff bat), 2927 nucleotides long. It is a transcript of the gene DAGLB, whose product is annotated as diacylglycerol lipase beta. Lineage: Eukaryota; Metazoa; Chordata; Mammalia; Chiroptera; Molossidae. Bases 23 to 2035 code for a protein of 670 amino acids. The record is from RefSeq and is a predicted model, not a curated record. Gene Ontology annotation, biological process: lipid metabolic process. The transcript is spliced from 15 exons.